This is a messenger RNA of Ctenopharyngodon idella (grass carp), 2213 nucleotides long. RefSeq names its product zinc finger, SWIM-type containing 2 (gene zswim2). The record is from RefSeq and is a predicted model, not a curated record. Lineage: Eukaryota; Metazoa; Chordata; Actinopteri; Cypriniformes; Xenocyprididae. Bases 141 to 1874 code for a protein of 577 amino acids. The transcript is spliced from 10 exons. Gene Ontology annotation, molecular function: ubiquitin protein ligase activity; zinc ion binding.
CGCUAACAGAAAGUUUCAGAGUGCCAGCCAAUGUGUUUAUGUUACAAAUAUUUUUUUUAUGAAACGUCUAGAGACGUAAUUAUUAAUGGAAAUUUUUUAGUAAUAAUAUAAGUGAAUUUUUGAACGAAAUCGAUUUAAUAAUGUUCCGGAAAACAAUGUGGAGGAAAGCAGUGAGUGAAGCGGUCAGCUCACAUCAACAUCGAGCGCUGAAUACCACCAUUUUCAUCCUCAAAGAGUUUGGACCGAUUGGAUUUCUCCUGAAAGAGGAUGGGGAUAGCAAAAAUUAUAAAGUGUGUUUGGGAGAUCCACACACGUGUACCUGCCCUACCUUCCAGAAAGAGAAGGAUCUUUGCACGCACAUCUGCUGGAUUUUAAUGCGUAAAUUCCGACUGCCAAGAGAUCACGAAUACUGUUUUCAGUACGGUCUUGCGGAGAGACAGAUCCUAGAUUUGUUGCAAGGGCUUCAUGUGACCAAAACUACACCUCCUAAUGAUAGGGGGAGCUCAGAAAUCCCUUCAUGUCCUGAGCCUAGUGAGGAAGACGGAGGAAUCAGACAGAAAGAUGUAGAGAAAGAUGACAUAUGUCCAAUCUGUCAAGAAGAACUUUUGAUGAAAAAACUGCCUAUAACUUAUUGCAAGUUCAGCUGUGGAAACAACAUCCACAUUUCCUGUAUGAAGGUAUGGGCUGAUCACCAAACAAAGAGAGACCCAAGUGCCCCGCUUAAGUGUCCACUCUGUAGGGAGGACUUCGGCACUUUUAAGCAGCUAAUUGAACAGGUGAAAAAUGCAGGUGAACUGUUAACCUACUACGAGAGGGACUGUCUGGACAAACAUCUGGGUGUUGCGUGUAACAUCUGCAGGGCCUGUCCAAUCAUCGGCAAAUGUUUCAAGUGCACAGAGUGCAGUUAUUUCCACCUGUGUGAGGAUUGCUUUAAGAGAAGAGUCCAUCCAAAACAUCGCUUCAUAGUUCGAAUGAAAAGAGGUCAGCCAUGGCAGACAGCAGGAUCUCACGCCUCUGAAGAAACACAGAAAAUAGAAAACCACUCAGUGGGUAGUAGCUCUGGUAUGACAUGUGAUAUAGUCCCGAACUAUGUAAUAAAGAGUUUGCCAACGAUGAGGGUUCGGAAAGAGUCCAGAUUGCUGUAUCCAGGUGUUCAAUGUAGAAUCUGCCUCUCAAGAUUUCAACUGGGUCAGCAUGUCAGAACCCUUCCCUGCAAACACAAGUUUCAUACUGGCUGUAUUGAUCCAGUGCUCCGCAAGUCUAACUGCUGCCCACUGGACUGGCAUGUCAUCUACAAUCCUCUGACAUGGAAUCCUCGAAGUAGCAGAGCAGAAAGAUCUCUGGCUCCAUCUAGUGAUGUUCAGAGCAAGCGUACCGAUGAACAGAUCUCUGAGUUCUUUCUACCAGGUAUUGGUUUGCAGGUAAAGAAAGGUAGUGCUCCGUCUCUGUUGAGAACAGUGACAUCUGAACCAUCUGUGUCAGGGUAUUCCAGUCCUUCCUCUGUGGAUUUACUCACUCAGGGCUUCGGGGGCCUCUGCAUCAAUAGUUCCCACGUAGAACCAUAUACCAGAAUGAAACACAAUCAUACAAAAGAACAGAGGUCUCUUCAUAGGAGCUUAUCAUUGGGCCAGGCCAUACCUGCACCGGCUGAGAGCAGAGUAUCCUUUCCAAAUAGUCCCUCAACAGUCAGUCUAACUUUGAAUGUCCAGUCAGCAUUGGCCAGAACACAGAAUGACCAGCAAAGACUCAUUGUGGGCAUUAAUGGGCCACCCAGCAUGACACCAGCUUACGGCAGGAUCAGACCACUGAGGAAUGGUCACUUAAGACAGAGGCCAAGGCCAGGCAGGCUGGAUAUGAAGGAUCUUCAUCUCUAGAUGACAAACAGUCAUGUCAAAGCUAUACUUAUGAGAAAACAAGAGCAAAGUGAAUUGGUAUGCAAUCAAAAAAUAAUGGUAGCAUGUUGCUCCAUGGGUGUUUGGAAUACCUCUACUGGGUAUCAUAUGAAGCAAGAAAUCCAAAGCGUUAACGUGUAAUAUUAAAAAGCUUUUAUUAAACUACGGCUAUAAUAUUAAAAACCAGAGACGCACCCCGAGGAAGGCUCAGGUGUCAGUUUUUAAUGUUAUAGCCCUGUUUUAAUAUGGGAUUUUUAAUAUUAUACUCCACAUGAGUGCCUUAAACUUCUUGUUUAAUAAAAUCAAGAAUGUUUUGAUUAA